Molecule: messenger RNA, 2409 nt
Organism: Talaromyces marneffei
Lineage: Eukaryota; Fungi; Ascomycota; Eurotiomycetes; Eurotiales; Trichocomaceae
Exons: 3
Coding region: 1-2409 (802 amino acids)
Biological process (GO): proteolysis
Molecular function (GO): metalloendopeptidase activity
Source: RefSeq, a predicted model, not a curated record
AUGAAAUUCGGGGUUAGCUGGUUAUGUGCGACCCUUAGUGCGACAGCCAUAUUUCUACAACGCGGUGAUGCUCGUUCCCAAGCCCCGCCACCUAUCCAACAUGUCUCCGAACUCGAGAACGUCGUAAUACACACCCCUUCACACCGAAUACACUCCCAGUCCAAUUUCGACAUCACAUUCACGAUACACAACCACGCGGAACCAAUCAAGCUAAAACUCGAACCCAACCAUGAUGUUUUAGCCGAGGAUGCAGAGGUGCAAUACCUAAAUGCUGAUGGUACCAUCAGACAUACGGAAAGCAUUGAUCGCAGAGAUCACCGGGUGUUUAAAGGGUCGGCAUUCACUGAGAUUGAGCCAGAUCACUGGACAUAUGCCGGCUGGGCACGAGUCUAUGUCAAACGCGACGGGCCUAAUCCUCUGUUCGAGGGUGCGUUUAGUCUGAUGCACGACUAUCAUAAUAUAAAACUACGCUCGAGUUAUAUGCGGUCGCGAUCCGAUUUCGAUGUCAUACCCGCAGAGAAGGAUGAGGAUUAUAUGGUGAUCUUCAAGAAUUCAGAUAUGUAUUGGGAUGAAGAGCAUACAGAACUCAAACGAUCUCUUCCAGAUCCUUCCUGUGAAGCGGACAAACUGGACUUCAAUACAGACCCGAAUCAUCCUGUCUUCCGACCUCCGCAGCAGUCACCCAACCUUGCCUCCAUGUCCUUUGACCAGCUAUUGGGCCUGUCCAAGCGGCAGUCUGACACCGGCAACGUUGCUGGAAAUGCAGGAGGCAUUAAUUUGGCGUCGACAAUCGGGGAUACCACGGGCUGUCCCAACAGUAGGCUGGUGGCUCUAGUCGGCGUGGCUACUGAUUGCAAUUUCUUGAAUGCUUUUGGUAACAAUGAGUCUGCAGCUCGCGCGGAUGUGAUUUCAAUGUUUAAUUCUGCGUCAAGUGUGUAUGAGAGAACGUUCAAUAUCUCGUUGGGUUUGAAGAAUUUGACCAUGAGUCCCGCUGAAUGUCCUGAUGUGCCGUCCAAGGCCGCGCCGUGGAAUCUGCCGUGCACGUCAGGGAAUGUUUCUUCGAGAUUGUCAGAUUUCACGGCUUGGCGUGGCGAACAGAGUGAUGAGAAUGCUUACUGGACUUUGAUGACCAACUGCCCUACUAAUUCUGAGGUCGGAGUGUCUUGGUUAGGACAGUUGUGUGUUCAUGGAUCGACCAAUGCUUCGGUUGCAGGAGCAAAUGUUGUAGUCAAGACAGCGACUGAGUGGCAGGUUUUUGCACACGAGACUGGACAUACGUUUGGUGCUGUACAUGACUGCGACCCCUCGGCAUGUCAACAAGGACUCCAGACAACAUCACAAUGUUGUCCACUGACUUCGAGCACCUGUAACGCCAAUGGGCAGUACCUCAUGAACCCGUCGACGGCGUCAAAUCUCGAAAACUUCUCACAAUGCACAGUCGGCAAUAUCUGCUCGGCCAUAGGUCGAAACAGCGUCCGAUCCAACUGUCUGGUCAACAACAAAGACGUAGUCACCUAUACCGGCAGCCAGUGCGGCAAUGGUAUUGUAGAAAGCGGCGAAGAUUGCGACUGCGGAGGCACAGCAGGGUGCGGCGACAAUGCCUGCUGCGAUCCUACCACCUGUAAAUUCAAAAACAGCGCAGUCUGCGACGAUUCCAACGAACCAUGUUGUUCCGGCUGCCAAUUCAAAACCGCCAACACAACCUGUCGCGCCAGCACAGGUCCCUGCGAUAUCGCUGAAGUCUGCUCAGGAACAUCCGGCUCCUGUCCCGCCGACAAAUUCGUCGACGAUGGCAAGAGCUGCACACGUGGAAAUGCUACAGGACUCACUUGCGCCAGCGGACAAUGCACAAGCCGUAACCAGCAAUGCCGCACCAUUCUCGGCGCCGUCCUAGGUAGUAACGACACCUACGCCUGCGACGAUUCCUCAUGCACACUAUGGUGCGCAUCAUCCAUACUCCCCUCCAAUCAAUGCGUCAGCAUGCAACAAAACUUCCUCGACGGAACGCCCUGCAACGGCGACGGCCACUGCGAUAACGGGCAAUGUAUGGGAUCCUCAGUGGGCGGCGAAAUCAAGUCAUGGAUUGACCGGCACAAACCUCUCGUUAUCGGGCUGGCCGCUACUAUUGGCGGAUUACUUGUGUUAAUUCUAUUGAGUUAUAUCACCUCCGCGUGCCGACGACAGAGGUAUAGAAAGGUGGUUCCUGCGCCCCUGCCUGAUGGGAGACGGUAUCAGGGAUAUCGUGGACCACCUGCACCACCACCAGGUGCUGGAUGGUGGUCGGGUCCAAUGCCGCCUGCGACGCAGCAGCAAAGGAGUCCCGUGUAUGGCGCGCCACCUGCAUAUGCGCCGCCUGGAUAUGAUCAUAAUGGAGCGCCAUGGCCAGGGGUGCAGCCACGAUAUGCAUAG